AUGCGGCUUCGCCGCCUUGUGGAAGUCAAGCCGUCAGGAAAAUGUCAUGUAGAUGACACUGUCAGGGCUGACUACAACAACCCUGAAAGGAGGGAGUGGUUGGAGUUGGCUUUGGUUGAUGCCAUUCGCAAAUAUGGCCCAGACAGGGUUCAUUUCAAGAAGAUCAGGGCUGAGUUUCUGACACGCAUUGUCGUCGUCAGAGAAAAAAUGCAGCUGCGUGAGCAGGAGGUCCACGGAACCUGGUGCACGGAGGCGAAGCUCGAGCAGAAGGGCUACAGCGCGUUCUUUGUCCGCAAAGCCUUCCACCCGCAUGGCUUGAGAGAGGGGAGAAUUGCGUAA
This is a messenger RNA of Durusdinium trenchii, 339 nucleotides long. Lineage: Eukaryota; Dinophyceae; Suessiales; Symbiodiniaceae. The record is from the annotation of a GenBank genome assembly.